AUGGCAUCGUCAAUGCGACCAUUUACCCGGCUGAUCGGCCGUGCCUCUCGUCCUUUCGUCCACUCCAUCGAAAAUACAACCUCUAGGACGGUCCCCUCGCAGAGCUGUCUCCUCCAAUCUCUCCAAAACUCACCUACAGCAUUUACCGGUUCCAGACCCAAUGGACCUCUUUCACUUCGGUCCUUCACAACAUCUUCUCUUCGUGCCCGGGCACGAACAAUGGGCGAGCUCCGCGCCCGGAACUCUACAGGGCCUUUCUCAUGGAAGGCGGCUCUACUUUUCAUCAUCACGGGUGGGGGUAUGAUCGUGUAUUUCCGCGUGGAGAAGGAACGUCUGGAACGAAAGAGGGUUGCGGAAAUGAGCAAAGGUGUGGGAAGACCCAAGGUUGGCGGGCCCUUUGUAUUGAAGGACCUGAACGGGAAGGAGUUCACGGCGGAGGAUUUGAAAGGAAAAUAUAGCUUGGUUUACUUUGGUUUCACUCACUGCCCCGAUAUUUGCCCGGACGAGCUGGAUAAAAUGGCCGAGAUUAUUGAUAGUGUGAACGAGGCUACAAAGGAUGAGAAGGUCUUCUUACCCGUUUUUAUCACUUGUGACCCGGUCCGUGAUACCCCAGAGGUACUGCGAUCAUAUCUGCAGGAAUUUCAUAAGAGUAUUAUUGGCUUGACUGGUACCUACGAGCAGGUCAAGAAUGUGUGCAAGCAAUAUCGAGUGUACUUCAGUACACCGCAGAAUGUGAAUGCCGGUGAGGAUUAUCUCGUGGACCACAGCAUUUACUUCUAUCUGAUGGACCCCGAGGGCGACUUCGUCGAAUGUAUCGGACGCCAGGAUACUCCCGAGUCAGCGACGAAGCUCAUCAUGGAGCAUAUCAACGACUGGAAGAGGGAGGGAAAGCCACUGAAACGCGAGUAG
Molecule: messenger RNA, 909 nt
Organism: Aspergillus tanneri
Lineage: Eukaryota; Fungi; Ascomycota; Eurotiomycetes; Eurotiales; Aspergillaceae
Gene: SCO1
Product: SCO family protein
Exons: 3
Coding region: 1-909 (302 amino acids)
Biological process (GO): intracellular copper ion homeostasis; mitochondrial respiratory chain complex IV assembly
Cellular component (GO): mitochondrial inner membrane
Molecular function (GO): copper chaperone activity; copper ion binding
Source: RefSeq, a predicted model, not a curated record